This is a messenger RNA of Aspergillus steynii IBT 23096, 1094 nucleotides long. Its product is annotated as porphobilinogen deaminase. The transcript has 2 exons. The coding region runs from base 43 to 1068 and encodes 341 amino acids. Gene Ontology annotation, cellular component: cytoplasm. Gene Ontology annotation, molecular function: hydroxymethylbilane synthase activity. The record is from RefSeq and is a predicted model, not a curated record. Gene Ontology annotation, biological process: heme biosynthetic process. Lineage: Eukaryota; Fungi; Ascomycota; Eurotiomycetes; Eurotiales; Aspergillaceae.
CGAAAACUCAAUCCCGGGGCAUCCAUCCCAUCAAACAAAACCAUGGCCACUACCUCCACCCCCAGCCAAGAGCUGGUGAUCGGCACCCGCAAUUCCAAGCUCGCUCUCGUGCAGGCCGAGCGCGUCUCGCAGGACUUGGCGCGGGUGAAUCCCGAAUUCAAGUUUCCGUGGCGGACGGUGUCCGUGAGCGGCGAUGUGGAUAAGACGAGUCCGUUUCUGAAAUUCGGCGGUCCGUCGGACGCGGCGAAGAAUAUCUGGACGGAGGAGAUGGAGGCGAAGUUGAAGGCUGGAGAGCUGGAUUUGCUGGUCCAUUGUUUGAAGGAUAUGCCGACGAAGCUGCCGAGUGGAUGCGUGCUUGGGGCGAUUGUGCAUCGCCAGGAUCCGAGUGAUGCUUUUGUCGUGAAGGAGUCUUUGCGCGAUAAAUACACAGAUCUGACAGAGUUGCCAGCGGGAUCGGUCAUUGGAACAAGUUCUACUCGACGGAAGGCUUUGUUGGCGUACAAGUUUCCGCAUUUGGUAGUGCAGGAAUGUCGUGGGAAUCUUGAUACCCGCCUUCGCAAGCUCGACGAUCCCGAAGGCCCGUUUACAGCCAUCAUCGUCGCCACGGCUGGCCUUGUCCGCAUUGACAUGGCGCACCGCAUCACGAAACGUCUGUCACCGUCGGACUUCCCCUAUGCUGUUGGCCAAGGAGCCCUGGGUAUUGAAAUCCGUGACGACGAUCCGCGGACUCUGUCUAUGAUCCAACCGAUUGAGGAUGGCCUCGUCCGCAAGAUCUGUCUGGCUGAGCGAUCCCUGCUGCGGACUCUGCAAGGCGGAUGCUCGUCCCCGGUGGCUGUCUAUUGCACUCCUGAAACAUUGGAGAGCGCUGCCAGCCCCAGGCUAAGAUUGGAAGGAAUGAUUAUUCAUCCUCAUGGAACCAAGCAGGUCUCCGCUGCGUCGUCCGCGCACGUGGGAGGUGACGAGGAUGCCGAAGGACUUGGGGCUGAAGUGGCACGGCUACUUGAGGAGAAUGGAGGAAGGGAUCUUUUGAGUGAAAUUGUCAAGCUUUACCAAGAAGAGCCACAAUAAUCUAUACAACAUAAAACCUGUAACAU